ACUACAUUGCUCCAACAACGGCUAGAGAGAGGAAGAGAGAGAAAGGGAGUAGAGAGAGAGAGAGAGAGAUGAUGAUGAUGAUCGGAGAAAUUGUGGGAGGUUGUGUAUACGAAGAACACUCAUCGUUCUCCGAACAAGCUUUCUACGCGGUAACCCUUCUAUGGCUACUCUUUCUGUGCACCACCGAAAUAAUCGGAAAUCAUCUUCAGUACUCCAAAUUCUGGAACUCCACUUCUUCGAACAAAUCCAAGCUACAAAUUAUGCUUUCGAGUAAGAUCGGAAUGCUGAUUUUAUACACCCCAGCUUUGCUCGCCGCCGCCUCUUCAUUUGCGCUCCUCCCUAAUGGCGGCGGCGGGAUCAGGUUUCCGAUGCUCAAAUCAGCUCUCACAAUUCAUUUUCUCAAAAGGGACUUGGAGACUUUGUUUAUCCACAAGUACAGCGGCUUCGUCGCUCUGGAAAGUGCCGUUUUUAUUUCAGCCACCUACUUCACAAUGGCUGCAGGCACCCUCUAUUUUCAACACCAAACUCGGAACUUUCCGGAACCUUCUACCGACCUCAAGUACAUUGGUGUUUUACUAUUCACGGUUGGAAUAUGCGGAAACUUCUAUCACCAUUACUUUCUAUCGAAGCUUAGAAACAAGAGUGACAAGGGGUACAAGAUUCCAACGGGAGGUCUUUUUGGUUUGGUUAUAUGCCCUCACUAUCUAUUUGAAAUAAUUACUUUUAUCGGGAUCUCGUUUAUUUCGCAGACGCUAUUUAUGUACUUGUGCGCCGUUGGAUCGACUUUUUAUUUGAUUCCGAGGAGCUUUGCUACUAGAAAAUGGUAUGUUUCCAAGUUUGAGAAUUUCCCCAAGAAUGUCAAGGCUUUGAUUCCAUAUGUUCUCUAGAUCUUUUAAGAGGUCAAGAUUGUAAUUGACUUUUACUCCAUGUAAAGCUUCUUUCUUCUCUCUUAUGUAUUAUGGGUUUAUUAAUGAACUUCAUCAUAUAAUAUUCCAAUUGUACCAUCAUAUGAUUAUUAAUAAUCAAUAAUUAUACUGUUACAAUA
This is a messenger RNA of Erythranthe guttata (spotted monkey flower), 1045 nucleotides long. RefSeq lists its product as uncharacterized. The record is from RefSeq and is a predicted model, not a curated record. Lineage: Eukaryota; Viridiplantae; Streptophyta; Magnoliopsida; Lamiales; Phrymaceae. Gene Ontology annotation, biological process: lipid metabolic process. Gene Ontology annotation, molecular function: oxidoreductase activity, acting on the CH-CH group of donors.